ACUCAAAACUAACUUCGUCAUUUCCCACACCUUCCUUAACUAACAUCAAAUCCAAACUAAUAAAUAAAUCCCCAAAUUCUAGGUUUCAAAAUCUCUAAAAAUUCUCUCCUUUCAAUGAGAUUACCAGGGGCAGACCUCUUCGGUCCUCGAAUUGGAAUGGACUCGGACUUCUCUCCGGUCGAGUAUCGGUCUGACUAUGAUUUCGGUUUCGCUUUCAAUGACAGUAAUUUCUCCGAUAGGGUCUUAAAGAUUGAGAUCGUUGCUGAUUUGCCAGAUGCAAAAUCAGUCGGUGAUGGUUGUUCUAGCAUCACUGAGUGGGCCCGUAACAGAAAGAGAAGAAGAGAGGAUAUUAUGAAAGAUAAAGCUGUGGAAGUUGUGGGGCAAAACAAGGACGAACAGGUACUGAAUUUUAAUAUUCCAGACACAGAGAAUAGUGUGGCUUAUGAAAAUCAAGAUGUAGAAGCUGUAGUCAUGACUGAGGGGUCUCCUACAGAUGCUCAAUUGGAUUUUAAUCAACGUGGUGAUGCUGCUGGUCCAAGCAGUGACUCAUCCUGGAGCAUGGAUUGUUCAACAAUUCUAAGAGUUAAGUGUAUAUAUAUUAGCUCUGCAAUAUUGGCAGCCAAGAGUCUGUUUUUUCACAAGUUAUUUUUAAAUGGGAUAAAGGAGUCAGAGCAGCGAGACGUAACUGUACAGAUACAUGCCUCCGAAGAAGAGGCCUUAUUGGACCUCCUCAAUUUUAUGUACAGUAAUACCUUAUCGGCAACCCGAGCUACUGCUUUGCUGGAUGUGCUCUUGGCUGCUGACAAAUUCAAGGUUGCAUCAUGUAUGAGAUAUUGCAGCAGGUUAUUGCGCAGCAUUCCAAUGACCUGUGAAUCUGCUUUGCUCUACUUGGACCUUCCUUCAAGUAUUUUGAUGGCAGAAGCAGUUCAGCCCCUGACAGAUGCAGCAAAGCAGUUUCUUGCUGUAAAAUACAAAGAAAUAUCAAGGUUUCAGGAAGAGGUGCUUAAAUUGCCUUUGGCUGGUAUUGAGGCAGUGCUAUCCAGUGAUGAUCUCCAGGCAGCUUCAGAGGAUACUCUUUACGACUUAGUGCUUAAGUGGGCUCGUACUCAUUAUCCAAAAUUGGAGGAGCGAAAAGAAGUUCUUGCCAAACAACUAGUUCGAUUAAUCCGUUUCCCUUAUAUGACCUGUCGAAAACUGAAGAAGGUUUUAAAUUGCAAUGAGUUUCACCCAGAACUUGCAUCCAAGGUUGUGCUUGAGGCCUUGUUUUUCAAGGCUGAAACAUCACAUAGGCAGCGUGCUAUUGCAGCAGAUGAGCCAAAUCGUCGCUUUGUGGAGCGGGCAUACAAGUAUCGACCGGUCAAGGUGGUUGAGCUUGAACUUCCUUAUCAGCAGUGUGUGGUCUACCUGGACUUGAAGCGGGAGGAGUGUGCACAACUAUUUCCAACUGGCCGGAUCCAACAUGAGCUUGAACAUCAUCUGGUUAACAACUUUACUACUGAUACUUUGGAUGCAUUUCUUCAAAAUUCUGCUUUUAAAUCCUUGGUUCGCCAGUGGCCUCACACUGGUGCUUUAUACAAGGGUCUGAUUCCUGUGAAUCUAUCAGGUAUGGAAGUCUCAAUAGUACGAAUCAGAAGCCGGACACUAUGGAAAAUUGGUGCUAAUUUUAGCAACUUUCAGAUUCCAUCCAGAACCAUGACAUCGCCACAUGUGAAGAGGCUGGCUAUAGUCUAUCAAGACUUGGGCAACUGGUCUUCUUACUACUACAGUGCUCCAGGUUACUCAAUGAUCACUCCUGUUGUUGGUUUCAUGGUUUUCAAUGCAUCAAACGCAAGGCCCGAAAGCACUGAGAAGAUUAGUCUUGAUACAAGGGGAAAGGCUAUAGUAAUUCGUUUCGCCAACUCAACGAUUCCUGAGAGCAUGAUAGUCUUUGGAGCAAAAUGUGUAACAUUUAGUGCUAGUGGGAAAUUUCACCUUAGUGAAAUCAACCAGCUUAAUGAAUGUCAUUCUCAAGAUCAAGGCCACUUCUCCAUUGUGGUUCCACUACAGAGGAAAGGAAGAGAUAAGAGGAAGCAUAGUCUGUGGUAUUUAUGGGUGAUAGAGUUUGUGCUUGGAUUCAGUGUAGUGGCUUUUCUAGGAUACUUUGGGAUAGUGUCUCUGAAACUCUUGAAAACGAAGACGAUUCAAGCAAUGGAAAGACAAGCUGAUGAAGAUUUGGUUCUUGAUACUAUUUGGGUUGGCACUAGUAAAAUGCCUUCUGCAACAGUAACAAGAACUCAGCCAAACCUUGACAAUGGAGGUUUUUUAGAGUCCUAGAGUAUAGACCUUUUCCUUUGAUCCUUGCUUAAAUCCUCUUCUUUGUUCAACUCUUCUCUUUUCCCUAGUAUUUCUUUUUCGGAAAGCCUGAGGUAUAAAAUGUUUUUUUAUUUUUUAAGA
Populus nigra (black poplar) is the source of this 2433-nucleotide messenger RNA. RefSeq names its product BTB/POZ domain-containing protein POB1-like. The coding region runs from base 115 to 2313 and encodes 732 amino acids. The transcript has 8 exons. Gene Ontology annotation, cellular component: nucleus. Gene Ontology annotation, biological process: response to red light. NCBI's taxonomy places the organism in Eukaryota, Viridiplantae, Streptophyta, Magnoliopsida, Malpighiales, Salicaceae. Gene Ontology annotation, molecular function: protein binding. The record is from RefSeq and is a predicted model, not a curated record.